Candoia aspera is the source of this 2746-nucleotide messenger RNA. It is a transcript of the gene TMEM245, whose product is annotated as transmembrane protein 245. The transcript is spliced from 16 exons. Lineage: Eukaryota; Metazoa; Chordata; Lepidosauria; Squamata; Candoiidae. The record is from RefSeq and is a predicted model, not a curated record. Bases 103 to 2589 code for a protein of 828 amino acids.
UGCGGCAUCAUUGCUUUCCUACGUUUGGCGCGGUUCUUUUCUUUAAGCGGGUAUGAGAGGAUGUAGGAAAUAACAAUAAUAUUAGCACCUUGGCUGAGCGAUAUGGUUAAACGCAAGCGUGACGGUUCUUCAAGUCCGCUAUCAGAAUCUGAACUGGACUCAGCCCCUCCGCGUCCUCCACCAUCGCCUCCUCUGCAACUGCCACGUUUGGAGAAACCGCUGCGCCAGGCCUUCUACAACACAGGAGCUCUGGUGCUGGUGGGGCUAUGCUGUGGGGUGGGAGUGCUAAUUUAUUUCAUCCUCGAGGCGUUUCUGCGCCCAUUACUGUGGGCUGUUCUAUGCGGCACCUUUUUGCACCCGUUCAAGAGUUCCCUCACGGUGUUUGGCCGUGGCUGGCUGCGUCGCCUUCGCCAUUCCAGCACCCCGGUCUUUUUGGCUACUUUCUUAUUGCCGCUGUCUUUUGCUAAUACGGCCGCCGAAGCAUUGGAUAAUGAGAUCGUGCGGCGCCGUCGGCUGCUUCUCCUUUUGAGUGCCGGAAGUCCCAUUUUGUAUGGACUAUACUGCGUCGGUACUUCCUAUGGAGUCCAGGUCGCUCUUGCGUACGCCGCCCGCCUCAUUUGCCGAGGGCUAGACUAUUUCAGUAGCCGUUGGAUAUGGACCUUAAUAGCAGGCUAUCUGUUGACUGUGUUAUUCAAAUGGAACCAAAGCACUGAGCGUUACCUGAGAGCAAUCUCAGUUCCUGUCUGGAUUGUGCUGCUCUUUCAUUUGGCUUCUACAGCAGGAUCUUGGAGAAUUCCGGUGGUUGUGCUUUUAAUUGUCUUAAUGACUGUAGGUUUGCUUCAUGAGCAAUCAAAUGGAAAAUGGCCUCCAGAGGCACAACUUCCUGGUCAGAUAAUUUCCAUUGCAGCAUCUGCAGUCACCAUGGUAAUCUCGGUUACAGCUUAUGAAUCAGAUAAUGAAGAUCAUCCAUUACAAACUUCAGGAAUUAUAGAAAGUGAUGAUCCCUCAUCAGCUUCAUCCAAAGAGAAGAGCAGGCAGAGACCUGAGAUUGGAGCACUUCCUAAAAAGAAGAAAGCCAGUGACAUCUAUUUUGUUCUGCUUGCAUGGAGCAUUGUAAUAGUCCAGAUCUGGUUUAAUUUCUGGAUAAUUCAAUUGCUGCCCUUACCUUUUGCAGUGUGGGUUGUAAAAAAACUUCUGGUCCAUUUUGGAAUAGUGCAAUUCUCACUAAUUUACUGCAAUACCUACUGGCAUGUUCUGGAAGACUUUGUGAGACAACGUCAAGAAGUUCUUGUACCACGACCAGUUAAGGGGCUUGGAAGAAUUAUUCUAAAAUUAGACAGAAAGAUGAUCGUGUGGUUGGAAAAAAUUCUAGAUAAAAUCAUUAGCAUAUUCAUUAUAUUUGUGUUAGUGAUAGGCACCGUACUGCUUGCUCUGCUCCUUACAGCAAAGGUUCAUCAGGAAGGUGUGCAUAUGAUUGAGGUAACAAGCAGGUUGAUUAAUGAAACAUUAGCCAGUCACCCAGAAUGGGCCAACUGGCUUCCUGAAGCACAGGUAAUUCAGAAGGCUUUGAAUUCAGCUGCUACUAAUGUUUAUCAGUAUGGUCGAGAAUGGAUAACGCAUAAGCUUGAUAAAAUAUUAGGAGAAAAAGUAAAUACCACUGUUGUGAUUGAAAAACGAGUUCUGGAGCUUUGGGACAGACUAUAUCAUUCUUGGUUUGUGAAAAAUGCAACUCAUUCUGGACAACAAAAAAGUCACAAAAAGCAUUUAAACCAUGAGCAUAAUUGGGCAAGUGACAUGCUUGAUUGGCAAGAUGUUGUUUCUUUUGUUCAUGAGAAUAUUGAAACAUUUCUUUCGAUCCUAGAAUCUCUCUGGAUAGUGAUGAGUCAUAAUGUUAGCCUGGUUUUCACCACUGUUACAACUUUAGUAACAGUCCUUUUCCACAGUGGCACUGCAGUUCUUAAUUUUGUUCUUUCGCUGGUGAUUUUCCUGACCACAUUAUUCUACCUUUUAAGUUCCAGUGAUGAAUACUAUAAGCCAGUGAAGUGGGUGAUCAACUUGAUCCCCUUGUCACAGUCUGAUGCAUCUUCAAAUAUAGUCAGCCAAUCUGUAGAGGAAGCCAUAAGAGGGGUAUUUGAUGCAUCUCUCAAAAUGGCUGGGUUCUAUGGGCUAUAUACCUGGCUGACUCAUACCAUCUUUGGGAUUAACAUUGUCUUCAUACCCUCAGCACUGGCUGCUAUACUUGGAGUGGUUCCAUUUUUGGGAACAUACUGGGCAACCAUACCUGCAGUCCUAGAUCUUUGGCUCGUACAAGGAAAAGGCUAUAAAGCUAUGUUCCUCUUCAUUUGUCAUCUAUUGCCAACUUAUUUUGUAGAUACAGCAAUCUAUUUGGAUAUAUCUGGAGGAAGUCAUCCUUAUCUGACAGGACUUGCUAUUGCUGGUGGAACAUAUUACCUAGGACUAGAAGGAGCCAUCAUAGGACCCAUCCUCCUUUGUAUUUUUAUGGGUGCCUCUAAUAUCUACAGUGCUAUGCUUGUGAGCCCAACAAAUUCAUUGCCCACUCUAUCACAGAUGCCACAGAUACACCGGUAAACAUUCAUUCAUCCAUUCAUUAGAUUAAUAUCUAGUCAUUAGAUUUAUUUACUCAGUAGUUUAUUUAGUUUAUUUACAUUAACACUCAUGUUAAAGCAUGCAUUAAUACAAUAAUAGAUAUAUAGUAGGUAUGUGGAGAUAUACAUAUACAUAUAGU